UUGGUCCUGCACAGAAGUUGAAGUUAGCCAAAGUUUCCUGUGACCGCCACAGGCUGUUUCACCGGCGUUCUCCCCAGGAGAGUCCCCCCCUCGGGAUUUAUCAGUGGUCUUAUACGGCGAAGGCAAUUCGGACUAUUUCUGGUGCUCUCGAGUGGGCUGGACGCGGAAAUAUUCUUUUCUAUCAUGAAUCACGCCUGGGAGAAGAGUGUUUUCGAGGGUCACGUCGACGGCGUCCAGAACGAGCUAAGUAAAAUGUCUGGCAAAGCACAGAUGGAUCUUUCAGGGGCAAAAGCUCUUUCGGAAAACAUACAGAGCGCCGGUUCGUUGGAUCAUCCCGAGAAGAAGCCCCUCCCCGUCGGCGGCCAGCCGAGCGGGGGCGGACAGCAGCCCUUGGUCCUGACCCCGGCCGGCCUGCAGCUAGCCCAUCUCCAGGCCCAGCUGACCCUCCACCGGCUGAAGCUGGCCCAGACGGCCGCCAGCGGAGGCUCGGCCGCCGCCGCCACCGUCCUGAACCAGGUGCUGUCCAACGUGGCCAUGUCCCAGCCCUUCUUCAACCAGCUGAGGGCGCCCGCUUUGAUCGGCGCCGCCCACGGCCAGGCCGGCGGCCCCCAGCUGGGCCCCGGGUUCCCCGCUAGUGCGCUGGCCUUUCCCCCGCAGAGCUCCGCCCUGGGGCCUCUGGUCGGAGGGGGGUUCGGCUCCCACAACCCAAACCCUGGCGGGAUGAGGCUGAACUGCUACGGAGGCGGUUUGCCUCAGCCGCCGGGCCAGCAGGCCUCAGAGUACGGAAAGAAGGCUGGCGCCCCCUUCCCCUCCGCAUGCCAGCGCGGCAGCGAGGGGCCUCGCCCGCCCAGCGCCGCCCCGGCUGACGGAGGGAACCAGGGCGGCUUCCAGAGGGACUUCUUCGGACCGGAUGGUCAGGGACAGCCGCCGGCCUUUGCUGGAGAGCAGAAAUCGAGCCCAUUCCCAUCGGGCGGGCACAAAGACCAGCAGUGGCAGGGCUUCUCUCAAGCAGGGCAGCUGGACACCAACGCCAACGCGGGCGCAGGGUGGGCGCCCGGGCGCCAGCCGGCGUUUCACAUGAGGCCCGAGCUCUACAACCCCGAGGAGCCCACCCCGGACCCCAAGUUCAGCUCCGGCGCCGGGGCCACCGGCGCCCAGGGGUUCGAGGCAUAUCAGCUCCAGCCUGGGGAGGACCCUUUCUCUGGAUGCCCCGUGCCCUUGCAGCCCCACCAGCUCAACGACUUCCACGCUGUGACCCCCGCACACCUGCCACACCAGUGCACCAUCUGUGACAAGAAGGUCUACAACCUCAAGGACUGGGAUCAGCAUGUGAAGGGAAAAUUACACCUGCAGAACUGCAUGCUUUACUAUGAGGGCACCUCUGCUGGAUCAGCUAACUUCCCCGAGUCUUCUCAAGGAUGUCUGAACGCCUCACUAAAUAGCUCCAUGGUAUACUCUUCCCCUGCUAAUCAAGACAUAUCCUCUGAGAACAACUCACCUUAUUUGCAAGCUGCUCCAAUGAUGCCACACCCCUUGACAGGAAUGGGAUUUACACUGCCCUUGAGCGGGUUAAAGUUUCCUCUGAGGAAGCCGGGUCCAGGUCGAGUCGUGCACAUCUGCAAUCUCCCAGAGGGCAGCUGCACCGAGAAUGAUGUCAUCAACCUGGGGCUCCCAUUUGGAAAAGUCACCAAUUACAUUCUCAUGCGCUCCACUCAUCAGGCCUUUUUGGAAAUGGCCUAUGUUGAGGCUGCUCAGGCGAUGGUGAAAUACUAUCAGCUUAAUCCAGCCACAAUAAACGAGCAGAAGCUUCUGAUCCGGAUGUCAAAGAGAUACAAGGAGCUACAGCUGAAGAAACCAGGGAAGGAUGUGGAGUCUAUCAUCCAAGAUAUUAAUUCACAGAGGGAAAGGCAUGAGAAACAGGAGAUUGACUGCUACCCUCCGGAGCGAGUGAGGUCUCGCAGCCCCGUCAGCCGAUCGCUCAGCCCCCGGUCCCACAGUCCCAGCUUCACCUCCUGCAGCUCUGCCCACAGCCCGCCCGGGCCCUGCAGGGCCGAGCGGAGCAACGGCCUGGGGCCCCGGCACCCGUCCUGGGACUGGUCUUCGCACGCGUGGCAGGACGAGAGGGACGAGGCCUGCUGGAGGAACGGGGACGGGGACCAGCCCGGCGGCAGGCCCCCCGAGUGGAGGAAGGCCUACUUCCAGCCGACGGACAGGGCGAGCCCGCGGACGACGGAGGAGAGGGCGGAGGGCCAGAGGGGGGGCAGGGACAGGUACACCAGGAGCAGCCCCCAGGCUCCACCUUUCCUGCCAUACAGAAGCAAAGAGGAGGACUUUUACAAGCAGGAGCCCCCGUACAGGCCAGACAAGCCCUCCAGGCAGGUUUACCAGAGGCAUGAGGUGAAGGGAAAGAAGAGGGACACGCCGGAGAACCACAAAUCCCGACACUCGGAGCCACCGGAAGAUUCCACGGACCACAGAGCCGCCGAGGACAGGAAACAGACCUCCCCAGCCGGGGUGAAGGGAAAGACGCCAAGCAGGAAACAGGAAGUCGAGAAAGUGCGUGUAUUACAGGGAGAGGAGGCUGAAGAAAAGCAAAAUAAGGACAAGUCAAGAUCCCCUCUAGGUUCCUGUGAAAACGUGGAGCCCACUGAGUUUGAGGAAGGCAAAAACAAUGAGGCAGAGCGCUGGGACAGCGGGGAGGAGACGGAGGGCGAGAUCUGGUAUCCGGGCAACAUGGAGGAGCUAGUGACGGUGGACGAGGUGGGCGAAGAGGAGGAGGACGCCAUCAUCGAGCCUGACCUCCCCACAGAGCGACAGGAAGAGCCCGGGGAGACGACGGCCAGCCAGGACCCAAAGAAGGACCACGUUCGGAAUGAGGGGACGAACCGGGAGGGGUGCGCCGACGCCCCACCCGCGCCACGGAAAAAAGCCAAUGACGUGUCGUCCAGCGCUGGCUCCGAGGGCCCGGCAGGCGCGGAGCGGCGGUCGGGCACUGACCUUGGCGCCUUUGCUGCCGAUGCGUUCCAGGCCGUUGCCACGGACACGCCUCUCAGCCAGCUGCCGCUGGAGGGCCUCUCCAAUCACAGGGACGCGUGCGGAGGCAGCAAGCCCACGGACGCUGUAGCUGACUGCAAAACAGGAAGUCUGUUGCUGAUCGCCAAUGAGGCUCUUAACAAGGAUGAAAAUCAGGGUGAAAGAAAAGAUGUCCACGGUACUUUGCUUAGACAGUCUCCCAGACAGCUAGGUGUUGCGGUGAUAACAGCCUACUCACCAUCAUGGGAACAGGAGAAGGUCUUCAAUGAAAACGGCAUCCCACUGGGAGUGGAGUUCAUCGUGCCUAGGAGCGGCUUUUACUGCAAGCUGUGCGGAUUAUUCUACACAAGCGAGGAGAAGGCCAAGACCACCCACUGCAGGAGUAAAGUGCAUUACAGGAACUUGCAGAAGUAUCUGAGUCAUUUAGCAGAGGAGAGCAUGAACAAACAGAGCCUGCUCACUGGCCCGGCUUCCACAGAGUAGCAGGGGACUGGCCCUGCCCCGUGACUCCGGAGGACCCAGCAGGGCCAAAAUGGGGCCGUGUUCCGCAAAUGGAUAUAUCCACGGGGAAGCAGAGGACUUUGGGUAAAUCAGCAGGAUCAUGCACUGAAUCUAUAAUUAAAUGAAUGAAUGUUUUUUUUUUAACCAAAUAAAUCUAUCCCUUUCAUUUAAAGACCUGAAAUAAGGUUUAAAUAAACUGAUUUUUCUUGGUUAAUAUCACAUCAUGAUGGUUUCAAAAAGUACUAGUCUAAACUAUUGUAUGCUUCAGGAGAUUAAACCCUCUUACAACCAAUGGGGAUGUUAACAGAUUGCCACAUAUUCUACAGAGUUUAAGAAGAAACAAGAAGUGUACAGCAUAUAUACAAAUACUAAAGAUAUUUCUGUAAAUUUUAUUUAUUUUCAGAUGUAGAGGAAUUUAUUUUGUUAAUAUCUGAAAGUGUUACAUGUUGAGUUCUUUUGAAUUUUAGAAGCAGCUGAAGACCAUUAUUAUUAUUAUUAUUAUUAUUAUUAUUAUUAUUAUUAUUAUUAUUAAUUGUGCCUAGCCAUGUCAUAUUAGUAGCAACACUAAUUUAUUUACUAAUUUAUAAAAACAGGAGACUUCUGAGGUUACUAUUUGCUCCUGUUCAGUUUAUCUUUUAAUAGUCUCUUUGUUACUUCCACGGCAGACCAGUAUGCUAUGGUCUUAGAGGCCCUGCUUAGUUUAUUCCACAGACUCUGUGAUGCUCCACCCUGGCCUUUGAAGUCUGGUUCUCUCUUUCCUCACAUGUUAGGGAAAUCACCCUUAAAUGUGCCAAAAUAAAGACGGGCACAAACCUUUACUUAUUUAAUUUUCUUUCAGAUUUACCCUCCAAAAUGAAAACAUGGCAUGGAUUCAGUCAACAUUUUUCCUUAACUUUGAAUUACACAGUGCGGGGCCAAGUAAUUUUGGCGAUUGCCGAACUUGCCAAUCAGUGUAUAUGAAAAAAACAACAUUUUCAAUUCAUCAUGAGUCAAAGUAAGAUCUAUGUUGAUUCAAUCUUAGCCAGACUGCUUAUUUUCAAGAAAUGUACACUAUUUGUGCCAAGUACAUGUGCCAAAUUUUCUUUCUCAAUGCCACCCUUCAACUGCUACCAUAUUCACUUCUUUAACGCAGCUAAAGCAGCGAAUGUGAAUAAGACUGACUACUCUGGCUGGGUCCAUUCCUUUUCCAGAUUGUUUGUCUUUGCGAUUAUUAGAGUAAUUCCUGUGUACCCCAAUGGUAAUAUUUGGAUUUUAUGCCCCAGAAUUAAAAAAAUAAAAUGGUAUAUGGUCAGUUCUCAUGAUGAACCAGGAUUUGGAGUGAGGGAGUGGGCUGGGGAGUUGGGUAUUUGCAAGGUGCCCGAAUCUGCUCAUGGGAAACAGAAUGAAAUGCAAUAUCUGAACUCUUUUGUAAAAUUUGUUGUUUGUGGUUUCUGAAGUCAUUGUUAAUAAACAGGCUUUUAUGCAAUACGGACACCAAAAACAUUCUGAACAAGGGAUUACUGUAAAGAUACUUGAACUGGACCAUGUGCGCUUUUUAUUUAUUGCAGUUUAAUAAAUAGUAAUAUACAUAAAUAUAUUAUUAUGUAUUAAUAUAAAUAAAUAAUUCAAAUGUAAGUGUGUGGUGAUUUGGUGUAAUGGGAUGAUGCACACUGGAUUUUGACGUUGUCUUCUUUCUCUUUUAUAUACUGUGAAAACUCUGGGACCCGGUAUUCAGCGGGCUUAUUAGUUCAUUGUUUUUAACAAGGGGUGUUCUUAAACACAUAUUUAAAUAAACAUUUUGAAAAAAGUA
Molecule: messenger RNA, 5323 nt
Organism: Anguilla anguilla (European eel)
Lineage: Eukaryota; Metazoa; Chordata; Actinopteri; Anguilliformes; Anguillidae
Gene: rbm20
Product: RNA binding motif protein 20
Exons: 14
Coding region: 184-3516 (1110 amino acids)
Biological process (GO): regulation of RNA splicing
Cellular component (GO): nucleus
Molecular function (GO): mRNA binding; zinc ion binding
Source: RefSeq, a predicted model, not a curated record